Messenger RNA from Cuscuta epithymum, 4039 nucleotides. NCBI's taxonomy places the organism in Eukaryota, Viridiplantae, Streptophyta, Magnoliopsida, Solanales, Convolvulaceae. The record is from the annotation of a GenBank genome assembly.
CUCCUUGUCACCUUUUUUGAAUGCUCUCUACCCGUGACUAAAUUAUUUUGCAUACAAACAACUCUUUUGAAAGAGAAAAAAACUACGUGUAUCAUCUUUAAUUUCUAUCCCCAAGUUUCAUCUCUUUCUCUUCCUGUCACAUCCUCUCAACAGCUCACGAGCCUCACAUGCCCCACUUAUAAUGACUUCUCUCCUUUGAUACUGUCACUUAUUCUUGGUUUCAUCUAUGCAACCCAAAACUUGAGAGUUCCACUAAUGCUCCUCCUCAACCUUCUUUGCAUUGGAUACGGCUUUACUUUGUCUUUUGAGAUUGUCAUGAUAGUCCCAUCAGACAUGAAUCACGACGAUCUCAGACAUGGUGAAAUCGUCCCCAAUGACAAUACUGAAUGAUCGAAGACUGCUCUCUUGCCCCGAGAGGGUGGAGCUUCCAGGAGUAUUCUGGAAUCAAGAGGAAUUCAUUCAAGGGAUAGAUUCUUGGGUUCAUCUAUGCAACCCAAAACUUGAGAGUUCCACUAAUGCUCCUCAACAUUCUUUGCAUUGUUGUUAAGCUUGUUUCUCUGGCUAAUCAUUCCCAACUCCUAGCUUCAAGCUACUUGAGUUCCAUUUCCAUAUCUUUGUUUGUCUUUUCUUCUUAGUCAAGCUUAUGCAUGAAUGACAUGAUGAUUUACAUGGUUGUCAUGCACUGCGAAUUUACUUUCUAUGACAAAUAUGGCUUAAGAUGGAUUUUAAUUUGCUGAAAUUAUUAUUAUUUUCUAAAUGAGAGCAUGCAUCUAGAUCAUAGAAACCAUCCCCUGUUUAUUUAUUUCCCAUUCAGGGCCUUAGGGGUAGGAUUUUGAAACUCCAGUUACUCCACUUAAAAUGUCAACUCUUUUGAGCAACUCUUGUAGUUUUAAAGAAUUUGAUUGAAAAUGCCAUACUUUUCCAUUAUUUGUGAAAUUUUAUCCUUUUUUGUUGCUUAGGGGGCACUGUCAAGUUGUUACAUAGAGAAUCUUUCACUUGAAAAGUGCAAUCUGGUCAAUGCAGGAUACUAUCUUUUGAGUAACAUACAUUUACGAGAGGUCCUACUAUGGUCACUGACACUCUUCAUGCUGCUGCUAUUUUGCUCAAACAUGGAGGUGAUUGGGAUUGGUUUGUCAGUUUGUGUGCCUCUGAUUACCCUUUGAUCACUCAAGAUUAUGGCUUGCUACAAUAGAAUAAUAACGAGUACUAACUACUAAUGAUGCAAGUCACAACACCCAGAUGCAAAGACAUCAUCUUCAAAGGGCCAUCAAGUUUCACAACAAAUACAACCAGAAUCUCUCAACAAAUGUCGGGUAUUCUUUCUAAAGUCAGAAUAAUUUGCUUCCGUUUUUGCUCAAGGAAUAGUUUUUCAAGGUUGAAGGCACUCAAAAAGAGGAAAUGGGUUUAUGGACAUUGCUGGAGGGAUGUCUGAUCCUUGCCAAUGCAUUGGCAAAAUUAUGUUGAAUGAAAGACCGCUUUUGAAUACAUGAGAGUUCCAGUAAUGCUCAACAUUCCUUGCAUAGUUGCAUUGUCGUUAAGCUUGUUUCUGCCUUCAAGGUGAACUUGAGUGAGGAGCAAAAUAGAAGAAUUUCGCUAGGAGUACUUGGAGUUUGAGGAGAUAAAGCUUGAGUAUCUAUUUGAUGAUGAUGUUGAUUCGAGAGCUUCCGCUAGAGAAAAUAUUUUGCCUGACUCGUCCUCGCUAAACCAGGGAUAUUCAUCGGCGAAGACACUACGUUCAAGGCACACCGGCCAACUCGAGAAGAAGUGAGCCAUGUCAACUGUUCCAGAAAAUAUUGAUGAGUUCGAUGAUGAUGUUGAGGACUUCACUAAGGAGUGUGUAACGAGGCCAAAGAGGAGACAGAAAACGAAGAAAAAAAUGUUGCUGCAGAAAGCUACUGAUGACAGAAUCAUGGUGGAGGUGAAUGCAUUUGGUGUUCAUUGUGGUGAUGGUUGGACAAACCUAGCUAACUACUGUGGCGUCUUGGUGAAGGAUUAUGUGUCGAUUCUCUAUGACGACUGGCGACAUGUACCUGAUAAAGUAAAAGAUGAGUUGUGGGAACAUCUUCUGAAACUGUUUGUGCUGACUUCAAGGUCUAAGAAGCAAGUUUUUGCCACUAUGAGUGUUGCUUUGAGACAAUUCCGGUUCACUCUACGGAGUGAUUUCAUCUUACCACAUAUGGAUGACUUCACGAAGCUAAGAUAUCCUCCUGAAGAGUAUAAGCAUAUUCGCACUGACGAGUGUUGUCUUUGUGAAAAAGACUUUCACAGAAGAGUUUCAAGUAAAGAAUCAAAGAGGAAAAGAUAUAAGGAAAAAGAACAAGUAUGACCUUCUUACUCAAGAAGAAGGAAAAGGAGCUUGGAGCUAAUGUCAUGGACAUUGAUCGAGUGGAUACAUGGGUAUGGGUCCAUCAGGGCAAAGAUGGAGAAUUUGAUGAUGAAGUGAAAGCUAUUGUAGAAAAAAUACUAAGUCUAUCUAACUGACAUUUUAAAUCGGGUUUAUUUUAAAGCUAGUGAAAGUAAAUAUAAGCUUUUCACAUUUAUAAGUGGACACUAAUGAAUACUUUGACAUGCCAAAACCAUGCAUGUCUGAGAAGCAAAAAGAGAAAAGCAUUUGUGAAAAGAGAUAUGAGAUGAUAGUAGAACAACUUCGUGAUAUGAAAGCACAGUUCAGUUCCUACGCCGGUAGUGACAUUGGUAGUUGCAGUGUCGCAACGAAGUCCCCAAGUGGUGAAAUUGGAAAACGAAAGGCGACUGGAGAGGUUGAAAAGCCGGUUUAUACUCCCACGAAAACACAUAUUCAUAGUCAACUUAGUACAUCUCCUAGACACACCUCUGUAGAGAAAGAAGUUGUACCGCCAACAACUGGACCAAAGCCCAACAAACAGAGAAAGGACAAAAAACCAGAGGUCUUUUCUGAAAAAUCACCGAAGAAGGAAGUUGAAGUUGAUGACAUGGGUUGGCUAGAAGAGCCCGAGGCAGUCCACUUUGGUGCAGAUGAAGAACAACAAUGCACCAAAACUAAGAAGUUUCAAAGGUGCACUCCAAAGAAGAUUGAAACAAAUCCCCAGCUUCCCAGAAGAUCCCUGCGACACAUAUUAGACAAGACUGACACACCAUUUAAAGGUGUAAAGGAAGAAUUGGGGAAUGAUGACGUGGAAGUGGUGAAAGUCAAUAGGCCUCAAAUGAAAAAGAAAAGUGCUCCAGUCAGGAAGCUUACUAUGCAACGAACAACAAGGUCCAUAGCAAAGAAAAGAAAAGAACAAAGCCUGAACAUGAAGGUCUUAAACUGUGAUCAACUGUGCCGCAUAGUGAUCAAUUGUGAGAAGGUCUCAACUCUGUGAUAGAAAUUUGGUGCAAGAACCUUUAUGAAAAAAUGAUGGAAGAUGGAGGGGAAAUGCCUGUCCAGUUUGGUACAUCAGCUGCGAUACCACGUCCAAGGAGACCAUCUCAUGAUUCCAUCACAAGGAGGUCCCAAUACAUAUCAGAACUUUUGGGCAUCGUUUACUUGGACAAUCACAUUACUCCCGUACAAUUCAGGAUUUAUUUAGAGUGAAUGCUAAAGCUAGCAGAGUUGUGGGAGUGCAAUCGGUUCACGGAAGAAUUAAUGGGAAGACCCGAACAGAGGAAGUUCUCUGGUGUUAAAGAGUAUUCCGAACAAGAUAUUUUAGAAGUACGUGAAGAAUGAGUUGCUUAUGCAGUGACUUUGGUGAAAGAAGAUCAGUGACUUGUUCAAUGGACACUGAAGGAGUUGUUUUGAAGGAACCCGACCAUUUGACAAACCCUUUGAUGAAGAAGCUGUUUUUGGCCUCUUUGUUGAAGGAUAUGUUUUUGGCAUGGAUACGUUUGGACAUGUUUGUUAAACUAUAAAUGCCUUUAAUGUAUUGUUACAUGAUGAAGUAUUAUAGCUGUAGCUAAACUAAGCUUAACUAAGCUUGUAUUGUUAGGAACUUUAAUGUUCUUAGCUAAGUAAGAGCAGUCAUUUUGAACAUUGUUGGGCUGUUUAUUACUUUGACUUGUCAUUCUAUAAAGUCAUUUGAAU